AUGUCUUCUCGAUUUGGGCCGCGAGCACUCGGCACCGAUGGUACUGAUUUUAGGCAUCGACAGCGAAUUGCUUUUCAUUAUCAAUUUAGUGCACAGUAUAAAACAUAUUUAAAGAUAAUCUUUUUUUUCCAUUUCCUUGUGCUUAUUGUCAUGUGGUUAAAAGUUGGAGGUGAAAUAUUGGUUCACGACUUAUCUCUGCAAUGGUCGUAUUAUUCUUCUUUGGAUUUGCCGAGUGCAUAUCCUUGGGAAUAUGUUUGGUCAUUGUCAUUCAUUUCGAUUAUCUUAGGUUUGGCGUCUUUUCGGCGUAAUAAGAUUAAUUUGCUUCGGAUGAGUUAUUAUAGCGAAUUCGUCUUUGGAAUCUUACCUUGUGCUGUCGGACUCGGCAGUUUAUUACCUGAAUUAAUCGACUACUUAAGUGAUAUGGAAAAUAGCCAAACACCAACUUUCAAAGGGAGUUUUCCAAUGGUUAUUAUUUGGUAUAUAUUUUUUAUUGUUGUUCUGCAAAUUCAUAUUUUUUCGAUGUAUUUUUCAUACCAUUUAUUAGCCGCUUGGCAGCCACAAGUCAAAAAAGAUUAG
Dracunculus medinensis (Guinea worm) is the source of this 576-nucleotide messenger RNA. The record is from the annotation of a GenBank genome assembly. NCBI's taxonomy places the organism in Eukaryota, Metazoa, Nematoda, Chromadorea, Rhabditida, Dracunculidae.